GACGUUUCGAGCCACGGUGUUCUAUUUCUUGGUAUCUUCUGAGAAAGCUAUAUACGUGAAAUGAUAAUGUCAGUAAAACUAAUAUUGGUGCUGUGUGGCGUCGCUACUGCAAUUCAGGAUUUGUCAAAAUUACAAUGCACACUAGCAGGCGAACGAUGUGUUUUACCCUUUAUUCAUCAAGGAAUUCAAUACAUGCACUGUGCUAUCUCCGACAGAGUACUGUGGUGUCCAUCACGCGCAAAACCAGAAGGGAAAUAUGAACUGGAUAUUUGCACCUUUUGUGAAGCGCCAUCUGUCUGCUAUAUAAGGGCAGACGAAUUUCCUCUGCAUUCGUGGAAACUAGACUGCCCGGGAGGAUGUUUUAACAUAUCGAAGCGAAUGUGGAGUUCGACAAACGAUAAUGAUAUUGUCAGAUACUCCGUGGACUCGUUUGUUUGUGCAGCUGCCAUUAGAGAAAGAAAAAUUAACGGUGCGAUUGGCGGCACAGUUCUUAUUAAGAAGUCGAGUCAGAAGCUGGAGAAAGUCGUGGACGACAACGCAAAAUCAUGGCUGAAGCUCGAAGACAAACUGGCGCCUCUUUUUUCUUUUGCAGACCCUGGAAAACAAACACCGAUACCACGACUUCUGUUUUCAAAUCAAAAAGACGUCAGAGUUGUGAGCAAAGGAAGUGUGGAAGUUCUGGUGAAAAAUCAGAAGAACGUUGUUGCUAUCGCUUUGGAUUCAGCUAGAAAUAUUCUAUAUUGGAGCGACGUGGAGGCGAUGAAAAUAUUCAGAGGAAAUCUCACCGCAUCAGAAGGCGGAAAACAAGUACAAGCAAUGUCUUCCCUCAUAGUAAAGCGACCCGAUGGAUUGGCGUAUGAUUGGAUCCACAAGUUGCUUUUCUGGUCGGACGCAGAUCUACAUACAGUUAGUGUUUCGACUGAUCUCGGAAAUUAUCCCAAGACAUUGAUUAAUAGACCUGCAAGUUAUGUGCCGAGAGAUAUAGCAUUGGAUCCGAAAAGGGGGUACAUGUACGUUACAGACUGGGGGGACAAUGCUAAGAUAGAGAAAUGUCAUAUGAGUGGAAUGGAUACCUGUCUCACUGUUGUCGGUCAUGAUAUAAAAUGGCCGAACGGAAUUGCUUUAGAUAUAGAAAAUGAUUUGAUAUACUGGGUUGAUGCUCAUAUGAAUUCCAUAUCAGUCGCAACAUCAGAUGGAGACUUCAGACGUGAACUUGUCGCAUCAAAGCAUGUUGUAAAACAUCCGUAUUCUGUGAUGCUCCAUGGUAGUAGAUCACUUCGCAAAAUAUUUUUCUCAGUAUAUUGGACAGAUUGGAAUCGAGGCAUUUUGAGCGUCGAUAAAGAAACAGGAGUUGAUGUUCAUUUGCAUUUCAUGGAUUUAACAAGGCCAACUGGAAUCGCGUUGUAUGACGCUGAGUUGCAACAUAAUUAUUUGAACCAUUGUGAAAGAUCGCCAUGCAAGUACCUGUGUCUCCCAACGCCUAUUGGAUUUGAAUGUGCAUGUCCUGACGGAUAUGAACCUAUAUCUAGAGAUGAAUCUGAUUGCAAAGUAAAACCGUCACUCGUGGAUGAGAAAAAUGUGCUUGAAAACGUUAUCGAGACAACUGAAUUCACCUACGACGUGAAAUCGGAGUUUGAUGAAGAGAAACAGAGAGAUAAGAAGGGAAGAGCGGCUUACGAAGAUUUGUAAUCUAGUAUUAUGAAGACGCGGAUAAUCCUUUAGCCACAGCAAUUUACAAUUAUUAUGUAAAAUGAUUGGACUCCCUAUGCAGUAUAUAUUUUGUAUUUUUACGUAAUAAUGGUGUUUACUUGACUUUCCACUUGUCUAGAGAUGUUUGGUCUGACAGACCCGCAAAUAAUUCAUGUAUAACAUAGUGUUGUAAAGAGUCUGUCUGAACUCAUUCAUUUUCAAGAUAUAUAAAAUCUGGAGAAUAUAAACGACGAAUAGAUUGACUUUUACUUAGUUUAAAGUUAUUAGGUUACGACUACAUUUCUUGUUUAAUUCUUUCAUCGUCGUAUUUCCACAGGCUGGAAUAUACACGAUCACAUUUCAUCAGUUAUGUAUGUUUCACUUUAGCAAUUAUGUGUAUCCAAGUUCAUAGUUAUUAGACUAUUUUUGAUUAAUAUUUGUUUUUGUUUUAUUGUAUUGAACACUUUCAAGCGGUCUCACCUUUUGCAUAUGUAAUGAGUGAUAAUCAAACUUUU
This is a messenger RNA of Styela clava, 2204 nucleotides long. The record is from RefSeq and is a predicted model, not a curated record. NCBI's taxonomy places the organism in Eukaryota, Metazoa, Chordata, Ascidiacea, Stolidobranchia, Styelidae.